Trichomonas vaginalis G3 is the source of this 340-nucleotide messenger RNA. RefSeq lists its product as uncharacterized. The annotation marks the transcript as partial. NCBI's taxonomy places the organism in Eukaryota, Parabasalia, Trichomonadida, Trichomonadidae. The transcript has a single exon. The record is from RefSeq and is a predicted model, not a curated record.
AUGAGUAUAACAACUAAUUCAUUGAAAUCUUUAAAGUUCACUAAUUCAGAAUUAGAAAAUAUUUUAGAAAAUUUUGGAGACGGUUCUUAUCCAACAUAUAUGCAGAAUGUGAAAGAGUUUUCCAGAUUGUUGAAUGAAUUUAAAUAUAACGGACCAAUUACUAAAAAGGCUAUAAUGAGAUAUUUAUAUCCCAAAAAAGUUGAAAAACAGGAGAAUAUUCCUCUUUAUGGUCCAGAGGACCUGGGCUCAGAGAGCCUUGAAACACCUCCUGAAUAUUUUGAAGAAAAAAUUAAACAAGAUGAAUAUUAUAACGAUGAGAUUGAGAAAUUGGAACAAUUAA